AUGGACGUAGUCUUGAUUACCACAAGCGACUUUCUUCUGUAGCUAAAGAACACAAAUGCCUGCCUUGGUGACUUGCAAAUGUCACUUUACACUACCGUGACCCCGGACGAGCUUGUCUGUUUCCUUCUGUGAACUGUCGACACAAGCAAUCGUCAUCAGUUUGUGUACAGAGACUCAACUUUUAGAUCUUAUGAAAGCGUAUGUAUCUAGAUAUCCUUCACGGCGAAGCGACAUGAGGUUAUUGCCAUCUUGCUUGCCUUUCAUGAUCCUUUGCUUGGUGUGUGGCGAUGACUUGGCGAUACACGAAAAGAAGACGCGUUGUAUAGCUUACUGCACGGAGUACAACGCCAACAAUCAAAGUCUGGCUUCGUACAGCUGUCCUCACAAUUGUUCAGAGUGCGCUAAAGUUUCAUGCCUGGACAUGCUUAUGUAUAAGUCCUUAUCUGAAUGUGAAAACCGUUGUGAGAGAUCACUACCUUGCAAGAAAGGUUGCUCUUUUGUAGAAACAAUGGGUGGAGCUACUGGCAGAAUGUAUGUUGUCUCAUAUCUACAUGUGCAGCAUGCAGUAUGUAUGAUGGUAAUGUUGUAGUGGUAUAUAACUUCAAUUGCAUCUUCUAUUGAGAUGCAUUAAUUAACUCUACAAAUAGCUUCAUUGUGUUAGCGUAUAUUAGCAAUACAGUUGCAAUUGUUGCUGCUGUGAACCAGGGGCGUAGCUACGGAGGGGAGAGGGUUCUUGGGGGUUCAGUACCUCCAAAAGUUAUGGGCGGGGUUGCUCAUCUAUUCUUUAUAGUCGAAUAGAGUGAUUUUAUAUACGUAAUUAUACAGUACCGAAAUGAUACGUGGUUAGUUUAUAAAUCUAUACGUAUAUACAUAUACAAUUAAUUUUGAACAAAUUAAUAUUAAUUUUAACAAAAUUAAUAUUAAUAAUUAGCCCCUCAAUUUUUCUCUGGCUACGCCGCUGUGUGAACGUGUCUAAUGACAACAUGUCAUCAUAUUUUGUUGGUUUUUAGACUAGAGUUUUUGAAAACCUUAGAUAAUCUUCCUGAAAUGCCUGGAAGACCAAGACUGAUAAAGAGCAAGCUAGUUUGGCACAGCAAUAACUAUCACUUUUACAGCGGUGAUAUUGACAAGUCUAAGGGAGUCGUUUUCUUGCUGCUCGGGUCUCGAGUUGCCUCUUAUGCAAACGGAUCAAUAGACGAACGUCAGCUAAACUGGGAAUUUAUUUCAUGGUCGUUUAGUACAAGCUAUGAUGCCAAGAAAAUAGAAGACAAGAUAAAGCUCGAUUGUGAUUAUAGUUAUGUAUUCAAAGUCGCUUCGUUUAACGAACUGGGAACUAAAGGGUACAAGAGGAGUGAACCCUACAGUGUCCUAGAGAUUUUGAACACGAGCUGCGGCAAUGACUGGUAUCCCUAUCUCAGCCGUCCUCCUUCACACUGUCGACCUAAUCCAUCUUUUAAGAGAACUCUACUCAACCUUCGUAAACAAAACUACCGCACAGACGACUCUUCAUCAUACUACUGGAACGACGACUGUUCAAACCUAAACAGCAGUCGACGUAUCGUGUGGAAAAGACCCCAGAAUAUUUCCAGCAGUUCUUGCUACGAAAUUUACUUACACUCGAUCAAGCAGGGAAGUAGCAUCAAAUGCAAUAUGAAGAAUCGUGUGUAUUAUAUACGAAACAAUGAAACUCAGCUAAUGCUAGAGAAGUUGGAGCCAGGUUGCAAUCUUUUUGUUUCAAUUUACGCGGGGACACAGGAGAGAGCGCUGCCACCAGACCCAAACUUGGACUUUCUGCUGAAUCUAAAAGUACCUUCGGCAUCUCUCAAAUGUGGUAAACUUUACGGACGUGUCAACUUUACUGCAAAUGUUCAAUUCGAUAAUGCAACUCAAUUGUAUGCUUUUAAUUUGACAUGGCUCAACCCACCAUCGCCCACAACAGUUGACUCUUACUUUUUGAAAACGUACCUGAAAGGAAAAUCGGAUUCGUCCGUCGAAAUUCGUUCUGCUGCCUCUCCUCAUGUUUACACAUAUCGACUCUACUCAAAGCAAUGUUACGAUGAAAUAGAGUUGCAGCCAAUAUAUAGAAACAUAAAAUAUCGAAUUUCUGUAAUCGAUGACCCAUGUCCUCUUUCUCCCGAUCCUCCCUAUGACGUCACCACUCAGGGAUCGUCAGAUUCUGUGACAGUCUACUGGAAAGAGCCGUUGUAUGUUCACUCUGAUUUUCCUAUUGUUGGAUACGCGGUCAAGUGGUUAUCACGAAACAACUUCAAUGCCGGAGAUUUCAAAAAUAGCAGUUCAACUCUCAUUAACAUUGUUUCUUCGAGUUUUACCAAGUACACUGUGACGGGGCUAUUGCCGAAUCAUUCUUAUUAUUUUCAAGUCAGAGCAUUAUCUCAUAGAAGCAACAGCACUUUUAGCAAGAUUAAAGUUCAAAGAACUUCAAUGGAUUGCAAGUGGAGUAGUUGGAGUUCGUGUAGUGUUCAGUGUGGAAACGGCACUAGAACUCGGAGUAUUGCCCAGGCAGCAACGCUAGGUGGUCAAACGUGUACGGGCCCAUCAAAUCAGAUAUGCAAAAUCACAUCAUGUAAAGCUACCAACUUAUAUGCAACUUUAGGAGCAACAGCCACUAUGAGUUCAGUCUACAAUUCAAGUACUCUCGCAAAAUAUGCUGUAAGCAGCCUCAUGAGGUAUUCAUGGAAUGGGAAAGCACGAGACUGCGCUCGUACAAAAUUCUCUCGUAAUCCUUGGCUUCGAGUCGACUUAAAAAAUCAUUACUUGGUGUCAAGCGUUAGAAUUGUUUUAAGUGGAGCCGAUAAUCGUGGAAACAUUUCCGUUCACGUUGGUGGUCUCUUAGCAAACAGAAGGAAUAACGAAUACCGUUGUGGAGUGGCUUUAUACGAUAGCUCUUCGAACCGUGGACUGUCUAGAAAUGUCACGUGCCUCAAGCCUGUUUGGGGAAGAUACAUAACUAUACAAAAGAAAGGAUCUGACCAUUUGGGUCUAUGUGAUGUGCAGGUGGUCUACGAGUUAGACAUAGUUGUUUGGAAAGGAAAUAUGAUUAUUAACAAAUCAAGCUUAGCUGUUGGCCUGAAACAAAACUACUCUGCUGUUAUUGAUUGUGGUGUUGUUCCUGAUGUAACCAACUUCAGUGCUUUCUUAAAAUGGAAACAUAACGAGACCGAUCGCAUACCAACUCUACGUACUGAACACAGUGAACAACAUACUGGUGUAUAUCAGGUGUAUGAGAAUAAUAGGCAGCGGCUCUACAUCAAAUCAGCCAAUGUCUCUGCAAAUGGCCGUUAUACAUGUCAAUAUACUGCACAAGAUGGUUCUAAAAAAUCAAAGGCGAUCAUUCUGACUGUUCUAACCGGGAAGAAUGCAACAGGUAAUAAUUCUAUAUCUAUUUCCGCUCCAGUGAGGUGCAGUGAAUUACGUGCACUGAGCAAUGAAAGCAUAAUCAUGACUGGAGAUAUACCCGGAUCUACAGCAAACAUCACUUGUUUAGACGGGUAUAGACUUUAUGGAAAUUCGUCAAGGAUAUGUUUACCAAACGGAAAAUGGAGUGGAAAUGACACAUUGUGCGAAGCUGUUGAAGAAGAAAACUGCGAAGACUCGGCACCUUCAAACAUGCUGCCAUCAACUAUUGUCAUCAUCUCGUUGCUGGUCAUUAUUGUUGUUGUGUACAUGUUAUGUAAUACGGUCAAGAUUCAGAUUGGGUUGCGUUUGACUGUCGUGUACGUUCUGAUCGCCAGUGCAGCUCUCUCAAUUGCCGUCACUUUGUGGAUUGUUCUGGCUAGCAAACCCCUCACUUGCAACGGAGGCAUUCCUCAUCUUAUUGUUACCGUUAACAAUGGAAUCUAUUUCUCGUGUCUUCUCUGUUGUCUCAUUCCAUUGUCGUUUACUAUUCGUUGUAAAAAUUCUCUCUCCGUUCUCAGAUGGUUACUCUUGUCACCUUUCAUUAUUGUUCAAGUUUCUUUAUCUGGUGUGGCUCAUUUUUUAUCUGACAACAACACUAAGAACUCAUCUACGGUGGAGUUUUGCCACCACAAUAGCUAUGAAGUUAUCUACAUUGUGUCUCACUAUUUUGGAUUUAUCAUUUUGAUGUUGUUGGAUUUGACUUUGCUCAAGAAAUUUUAUCACAAUCGGCUUAAAAACGGGAUCUUACAGAAUAGACUCAACAUUUGUUGGGCAACGUUAUUCCAGGGCGUUCCAUGUUUUUAUGUAAUCGUAUUAUCGUUUUUGCUAUUUGCAAAUGGCGCAAAAGUUUGUCGCCAAAGCGAUACAUUUUUUGUCCUACUGGCGCUGUUUCCUACACUUUUGUCAACACUUUUACUCUCAGUUGAUACCAUUAACGUCAUACUGCAAAGAAGAAGAAUAGACCAACCAGUGCCAGUCAGUGAUUAUCUAGAAAAUAGAAUGCGCCGUGUGAGACAAAGCUCUUAUCAAUUUUCUGAAUUUUUUAAAUAUAAACAAACCAGCUACGAAUUUCAACUUAAUUCUGAAUUGCUAGCCGACAUUAAAGAAGUGCUGAUAUAUUCAAGUCGUCUGGCUAUUAAAGAGAAGCUUGGUGAAGGAAACUUUGGAUGUGUUUAUAAGGCUAUUCUUGAUUCUUCAACAGACGUCGCCGUUAAGUGUCUAUCAGACACAAAGAAAACGAAAAUGAUAAAGGAAUUUGUGAACGAGGGUCUACAGAUGAGAAACCUAAACCAUCCUAACGUUAUGACUUUACUUGGUAUAUGCUGGGAUAUACAAGCCAGUAAAACGUCGUCCCGCUAUCCUCCGUUAAUUGUUCUUCCAUACAUGGAACUUGGAGACUUAAAAAGUCAUCUAAAAAAAUACAGAUUAAACGAGUCGUUAAGAAAGAAACACGUCAUUCAACUUUCUCAGCUGUUAAAGUUUGCUCUCCAGAUAGCUAGAGGAAUGGAGUAUCUAACGGAGAAACGAGUAAUUCACAGAGAUAUGGCGGCUAGAAAUUGCAUGAUCGACUGGGAACUAAACAUUAAGGUUGCUGAUUUUGGCCUCUCUCGAGUUCUUGCUGCUGGCAAAGAAUAUUAUCGUGUAAGAAAAAACAGGCAACUUCCUAUAAAGUGGAUGGCGCCUGAGAGUCUCACUGAUAUGAUCUUCACACACAUGACAGAUAUUUGGUCUUACGGUGUGACUCUGUGGGAGGUUAUGACAUUUGCAAAAGUUCCAUAUCCGGGAGUUGCCAACAGUCGAAUACUAAACUAUAUAAAUAAGGGAGAAAGAAUGGAGAUGCCAAGCGACUGCCCACUUGAAAUAUACAACAUUAUGUCUCGCUGUUGGAAAGAGGAACCUCUCGAACGUCCAUCAUUUACUGAAAUAGCUGAAGAACUUGAAGACAUUCUUACAAACCUGGUGGGAUACUCAGUGGUCAACGAAGGCAGCGCAAGGAAUGUUACAUACUCUGAUUUCUCCACCGAAUGCGACAAUAGCGAAAACGAGGAUGCCGAAGAAGACGACAAUAGCGCAAGAAUGAAACCUGACAUUUUUGAAACUACAGUGUAAAAAUUUUGGGUCUCUAGCGAAUUUAAACAACAAAACUUUAAUUUUUAUAAACAGACAUUUAGAGAAUAGUGCGAUGUGCUUUGCCGUGUCAAAGUAUUUUAUAUAAGACUCGUUGUAAUAUAUGGAUCGAGACAGAAUA
Corticium candelabrum is the source of this 5665-nucleotide messenger RNA. RefSeq lists its product as uncharacterized. Gene Ontology annotation, biological process: cell surface receptor protein tyrosine kinase signaling pathway; protein phosphorylation; multicellular organism development. NCBI's taxonomy places the organism in Eukaryota, Metazoa, Porifera, Homoscleromorpha, Homosclerophorida, Plakinidae. Gene Ontology annotation, cellular component: signaling receptor complex; plasma membrane. The coding region runs from base 976 to 5526 and encodes 1516 amino acids. The record is from RefSeq and is a predicted model, not a curated record. Gene Ontology annotation, molecular function: ATP binding; transmembrane receptor protein tyrosine kinase activity; protein binding. The transcript is spliced from 29 exons.